AUGUAUGAAAAAUUUCAGGACAUGGGGAUAUUCCCCCAGCAUUACCUCUGCCAGCCUUGGUCCCAGACAGGUCCCUGUGACCCACUCCUCCGCUGUCUCUCUCAUGCCCUGGACACUCCUUGUCCUGACGCCCUUUCUCCUCUUGCAGGGCUGCCUCCCCUCCAGCCCUUCCUGCAGCCACUCUGCUCCAGCUCCCGCCUCCUGCUCUCCCUGGGCCUGCCUCUGCUGGUUGGCGUCUGCGUGAUCGGAUCCCAAAAGUCCAAGUUUCAGAGGGACCUGGUGGCCCUGAACAACUCCACGUCACACACUGAGGAUCAGGUCAAGUCGCUGAUGUCCCAGCGUGACAGUUUGCAAAAACUGAUAACACCUCUGCGAGCGGAGGUGGGGAAUCACAAGCAGGAGCUGGAAGCGGCCCGUAGCACGAACGACAAGGUGUUUUCUCUGGAGAAGAAGCUGGAGAAAGAGCAGCAGGAGCUGAAAGCAGAUUAUUCCGAAUUCCUGCUGGUCCAGCAGCAGGCCAAAGGCCUGAAAUUCCUGGCUUGCCAGAUGGCUGCCCUCAAGAGCAACGGCUCAGACAGGGCCUGCUGCCCCCCGAACUGGCUGGAGCACGAAGGUGGCUGCUACUGGUUCUCUCACUCUGUGAAGUCCUGGCCCGAGGCUGAGAAGAACUGCCGGCUGCAGAACGCCCACCUGGUGGUCAUCAACUCCAGGGAGGAGCAGAAUUUUGUCCAGGAACAUAUAGCCUCCUCAGACACCUGGAUGGGCCUCAGUGAUCCUGAAGGAGUCUGGAAAUGGGUGGAUGGGACAGACUACAAGACCAACUUCCAGAACUGGAGUCCAGGCCAGCCAGAUGACUGGGACGGACACGGGCUGGGCGGAGGUGAGGACUGUGCCCACUUCUGCCCUGAUGGCCAGUGGAAUGACAUUGUCUGCCAGAGUCUCCUCCCCUGGGUCUGUGAGACCAAGUUGGACAAGGCCAGCUAGGAGAGUGGCAGAGCUGCUUCCUGUAGACCGCUCAGCCACAGGAAUGGCAGGGAGGGGGUAGACGGGUCCUUCCCCAGAGACCCCUAACGAGACCUCUGUGCUAGAGCAAUAGCCCUGAGAUUGGAGCACUGCCAUCAUUU
Messenger RNA from Ceratotherium simum simum (southern white rhinoceros), 1124 nucleotides. The record is from RefSeq and is a predicted model, not a curated record. Lineage: Eukaryota; Metazoa; Chordata; Mammalia; Perissodactyla; Rhinocerotidae.